AUGAGUUGCAAACAGAUCUCCUCAUCUUUCUGGAGCAGCAGCUGCGGAGGAGGAGGGGGAAGUGGGGGUAGCAUGAGGUCCUCCUUCAGUCGCUCCUCCCAGGCUGGUGGAGGAGGGGGCCGCUUUCGCUCUCCCAGUGGAUUUGGUGGGGGUGGCUUUUCGGCCUGUGGCAGUGGAGGUGGUGGCAGUUUUGGCUCUAGCUACAGUGGAGGAUAUGGAGGGGGUUUUAGUUCACGGAGUUCUGGCGGUAGAUUCCGUGGAGGUUCUGGAAGUGGCUUUGGUGGUGGCUCUGGAAGUGGUUUUGGUGGUGGCUCUGGAAGUGGCUUUGGUGGUGGCUCUGGAAGUGGUUUUGGUGGUGGCUCUGGAAGUGGCUUUGGUGGAGGCUCUGGAGGUGGUGAAGGUGGCAUUCUGACUACCAAUGAGAAGACUGUCAUGCAGAAUCUCAACUCCCGUCUGGCCUCCUAUAUGGAUAAAGUACAGCAACUGGAGGGAGACAACACCUCCCUGGAGAGGCAGAUCCAGGAAUGGUAUUCAAAGAAGGGGCCCAGAAUCUUCCAGAAGGACUACUCCCCUUACUACAAUACUAUUGAAGACUUGAAGGGCAGGAUUGAGGAUCUCACGGUGACCAACAACAAAAUGCUCCUGGACAUAGACAAUACUCGCAUGACUGUAGACGACUUCAGGGUUAAGUUUGAGAUGGAGCAGACCCUGCGUCAAGGGGUGGAAGCUGAUUCUAAUGGCCUGAAAAAGGUGUUGGAUGUUCUCAAGAUGGAGAAAACGGAUAAAGAGAUGGAGCUUGAUAAUCUGUCGGACGAGAUAAAGGCCCUGAAGAAGAACCACCGGGAGGAGAUGAGCCAGCUCACGGGCCAGAACGAUGGAGACGUUAACGUGGAGAUAAAUGUUGCUCCUAGCACAGACCUCACCCAGGCCCUCAAUGACAUGCGUGAGGAGUAUGAAAAGGCCAUUUCCAAGAACCGCCAGGACAUUGAGCAAUACUAUGAGUCCAAGAUGACCCAGAUUGAACAAGAAGUGACAAAUAACGGUGAAGAGAUGGAGAGAAAUAUGAAGGAAGUAUCCCAGCUGCAGCACAACAUCCAGGAGCUGAACAUCGAGCUGCAGACUCAGCUUAGCACGAAAUCAGCCCUGGAGAAGGCUUUGGAAGACACAAAGAACCGCUACUGUGGCCAGCUGCAGCAGAUCCAGGGGCAGAUAUGUGAGGUGGAGGCCCAGCUUGCUGAGGUCCGGGCAGAAAUCGAGUGCCAGAGCCAGGAAUACAGCAUUCUACUCAGCGUCAAGACACGGCUAGAGAAGGAGAUUCAGACCUACCGCAAUCUCCUUGAAGGCGGCCAGCAAGACUUUGAAUCGUCUGGAGCUGGACAAAUUGGCUUUGGAAGUGGCAAAGGAAGACAAGGAGGAAGUGGAGGCAGCUAUGGUGGAGGAAGUGAGGGCAGCUAUGGCAGAGGAAGUGGAGGAGGCUAUGGUGGGGGAAGUGGAGGUAGCUAUGGUGGAGGAAGUGGAGGUAGCUAUGGUGGAGGAAGUGGUGGCAGCCAUCGAGGGGGAAGUGGGGGCAGCCAUGGAGGAGGAAGUGGAGGCAGCCAUGGAGGAGGAAGUGGAGGCAGCCAUGGAGGAGGAAGUGGAGGCAGCCAUGGUGGAAAAAGUGGAGGUAGCUACGGAGGAGGAAGCAGUUCUGGGGGAGGAAGUGGAGGAAGCUAUGGUGGAGGAGGAAGCAGUUCUGGGGGAGGAAGUGGAGGAAGCUAUGGUGGAGGAGGAAGCAGUUCUGGGGGAGGAAGUGGAGGGAGCUAUGGUGGAGGUAGUGGAUCCAGGGGAGGAAGUGGAGGUGGCCAAAGUAGAGGAGGUGGCUCUAAGGGAAGUAGUGGAGGCAGCUAUGGUGGAGGAAGUAGCUCAGGAGGAGGAAGUGGGGGCAGCUAUGGUGGAGGGAGUAGCUCAGGAGGAGGAAGUGGGGGCAGCUAUGGUGGAGGAAGUAGCUCAGGAGGAGGAAGUGGGGGCAGUUAUGGUGGAGGAAGUGGUUCAGGAGGAGGAAGUGGGGGCAGCUAUGGUGGAGGAAGUGGUUCAGGAGGAGGAAGUGGAGGCAGCUAUGGCGGAGGAAAUAGAAGGCCAUCUCAGUCCCAGUCCUCCUCAAAAUCUGUCGAGUGCGAUGAUGAGUCACAAGCCAAGAACCCUCCCUCUAACCCCCCUACCUCUCCCUCUGCUCCGCCCGUCAUCCUCCUUGCCCAGAAUGGUGACGACCCCCUAGAUCCGGGGGACGCUGCGACCCUUGAGGAGGAAGCCGCCCGCUAUCACUCCGAAGAGUGGCCUCCCUUGGCCCUCCCGACCCUUCCCUCUCCCCUCACUGCCUCUUUGCCUGCCGCGCCCUCUUUACCUUCCACUGCACUCACCGCUAUGAAAUCUCGCCUGACUCGACAGAUUCAAGACCUUAUGGAGGUCCUCCAACUUCAAAAUCGCCUCUCUCGUCUCCCGUCCGCAUCGCCUUCCCUGUCACACACUCCCAGAUGGCGCCUGAGUCUGGCCGAGAGACUGCCUCAGCUCCCGCUCCUCCGUCUCAACCUUCCGCUUCCCGGUCCGCUGGCCUCCACUCGCAGGGACCCUCCUCCCCUCAUUGAUCUCCAUUCUGACUCCAAGGCGGAACAGUCCACCUCCGACCAUAAUCCAAAUAGUGAAACUGAAAGUGACGCCGAUGAUCGGGCGCCCGCUCCUACUGUUUAUCGCUCAGUCCGCCUCUGCCGCCAUGGCCGCUUGGAGGGCGAUCCCUACCCAGGGGUCCGUUCCCUCUCCCCUGACUAA
Acomys russatus (golden spiny mouse) is the source of this 2802-nucleotide messenger RNA. RefSeq names its product keratin, type I cytoskeletal 9-like. The record is from RefSeq and is a predicted model, not a curated record. Gene Ontology annotation, molecular function: structural molecule activity. The coding region runs from base 1 to 2802 and encodes 933 amino acids. Gene Ontology annotation, cellular component: keratin filament. The transcript has 10 exons. Lineage: Eukaryota; Metazoa; Chordata; Mammalia; Rodentia; Muridae.